AUGCUCCUACGAGUAUGGAGCAUCGCGAACUUCGGAGGACGGUGUUGCACGACGGAACGACACAACUUCUACCGUGAUCCGGGUAUCUUCGACGUGUUGGCAGGCCAGGAACCAAGGCAUCCUGGACCACAACUCAAGGCUUCACCUUCGACGUAUUCGAAUGCAGUGGACAUCUCGGAGCCUUCUCGUGUCAUGACGCCUCCGUGCCUCCGUCCUACCCGCCCCCUUGGCAAGCGCUCCGAGGCGGCUUAUUACCAUGCUGCCCCGUCGAGUGACAUGGCUGCUCGCUGCUCGCACCGUCCCUCGCCCUCCUCUCGACCUGUACGGUCCACUCGACGCAGCAUGACGGAGGAUAGGAACGAUACCAUCGGGGCCUUGCUCGUCGCGACGCUCAUCACCGCUGUAGGCUAUGGCGUGACGUCUAUGCAAACGUACCAGUGGUACCGGGCGUUCCCGCAGGACCCGCCAAUCAUACGAUGGGUUGUGAUGUCUGUGUGCGUGCUUGAUACACUCCACAUCAUACUCAUCAUGCAUAUGAUCUACUACUACCUCGUCACGAACUACGACAACCCGAGUGCGUUGGCCGAAUCGGUCUGGAGUUGGGACGUCAGCGUCCUGGUGACGGCCCUCAUCACAUGCGUCGUGCACGGGUUCUACGCUCGCCGUGUGUAUAUCCUGGGUCAUCGACGUUGGCCUCUUGUCAUCGUUAUUGGUGUGCUGUCUACGGUCAGAUUAGUAUUCGGAUGCAUCGUCACAAUCCGCAUGCUCAUCAUCCGUACCUUCGCGGGCCUGCCCCAUCAGAUCGCCGCCCUAGUAGGUACAGGCAUGGGCGCGGGCACGCUCGCGGACUGGAUCAUCACCCUUUCUCUCGUCAUCUUGUUGAGGCGAAAGAAGACAAAGUUUAGCCAAACGGACAGCCUGAUCGACAAAUUGACGUAUUGGACGAUCAACAACGGGUUGCUCACAAGUGUGGUGGGUCUCGCUGUGAUAUUCACCUUCGUGACGAUGCCAUACAACAUGAUCUAUAUGGCGUUGCAUCCGCUUUUGAGCAAACUUUACGCCAAUUCACUCCUAGCAACCCUGAACUUCAGGAGCAUCCACCGCGACGAGGCCAGUCGGGACGUCGACGCCGGCAAUGACGCGCUGAAGCUCCAGGUAGGGAUGGGACACGUCCGUUCUCGGUCAGCCACCGUGUGCUCGUGUAGACCAGGCUCCGACCCGGAGUCAUCUCCGACAGACACGAAGGUGGAAUCAGGAAAGGGAGAUACCGAAGAGAUGAAGACUGGGAGCAAGGAGACGAGGACGACGGUUACACCCGUGCAUGCAGACUCGUACGAGGGUAAAGUGACUGCAGGACCGUAA
Rhodofomes roseus is the source of this 1362-nucleotide messenger RNA. RefSeq lists its product as uncharacterized. The record is from RefSeq and is a predicted model, not a curated record. NCBI's taxonomy places the organism in Eukaryota, Fungi, Basidiomycota, Agaricomycetes, Polyporales, Fomitopsidaceae. The transcript has 21 exons. Bases 1 to 1362 code for a protein of 453 amino acids.